GCAGCCAGAUGGCCGCUCAGACUUCGGGGCUGCGGUCUGAUCCUGGGUCACACCCUACAAUCAACCAGACCCCAGUGUCUCAGGAGAGAGGUUUCCUGCCUGGCAUGCUGCGGAACCCUCUGAUGUCCCAGCAUGCAACUCAGCCACCUGGACCCUCCAUGUCUCCACACCCUUUGCCUGGAGGCCAGGUGCAUCCUGGGAUGGGUCCAAUGUCCCAGCAUGCAACUCAGCCAUCUGGACCCUCCAUGUCUCCACACCCUUCGCCUGGAGGCCAGGUGCAUCCUGGGAUGGGUCAAAUGUCCCAGCAUGCAACUCAGCAAUCUGGACCCUCCAUGUCCCAACACCCUUUGCCUGGGAUGGGUGCCUACCAGCAGGGUGGCUCCAGUGGCACUUAUGGGCCUCAGAGUGGACACUAUGGACCUCAAGGUAGGGAUGAUCUGGAGUGAGACAGGAGAAAGUCCUUUCAUUGAGAGUUCUCAAGGUAUAGAGGUAACUCUGCUGUUUUCAAAGCUCCCCCUCUCCACUCAUACCCCAAGCACCCAGUCCUCUGCUGAGCCAGCAGGUUUUGGACACUGUGGACCAGUGCUUUCACUGAGAGCUCUCCAUGUAUAGAAGACAGCUUUGUUGUUUUCAGAGUCCCACCUCUCCACUCAUACCCCAAGCACCCAGUCCUCUGCUGAGCCAGUCAUAUCUGUUCCAGCC
Polyodon spathula (Mississippi paddlefish) is the source of this 702-nucleotide messenger RNA. RefSeq names its product AT-rich interactive domain-containing protein 1B-like. Lineage: Eukaryota; Metazoa; Chordata; Actinopteri; Acipenseriformes; Polyodontidae. Bases 9 to 446 code for a protein of 145 amino acids. The transcript is spliced from 2 exons. The record is from RefSeq and is a predicted model, not a curated record.